AGCGGCCGCAGGAAGCCGGAAGCGGCUUUAGGGCAGCGCCAUGGCGGCGUUCCGGGAGCUGGGGCUGGCGCCGUGGCUGGCGGAGCAGGCGCGGCAGGUGGGGCUGAGCCGGCCCACGGCCGUGCAGGCGGCCUGCAUCCCGCCCGUGCUGCAGGGUGAGUGCGGGGCCGCGCCUGGCCUCAAGGACUGCGUGGUGGUGGGCGGCCUCGACAUGGUGGCCCAGGCCCUGGAGCUCUCCCGCAAACCCCACGUCGUCAUCGCCACGCCCGGCAGGCUGGCCGAUCACCUCCGCAGCUCCAACACUUUCAGCCUUAAAAAGCUGAAGUUCCUGGUUCUGGAUGAAGCCGACCGGUUGUUCGAGCAGGGCUGCGCUGACUUCACUGCCGACCUGGAGGUGAUCCUGGAGGCUGUUCCGGCACGCAGGCAGACGCUGCUGUUCAGCGCCACGCUGACCGACACGCUGAACGAGCUGAAGAGCCUGGCCAUGAACAAACCCUUCUUCUGGGAGGCCGUGUCUGAGGUGCGGACGGUGGACGAGCUGGAUCAGCGUUACUUGCUCGUACCCGAAGCAGUCAAGGACGCCUACCUGGUCCACUUAAUCCAGACCUUCCAGGACGAGCACGAGGACUGGUCUGUUAUCAUCUUCACCAAAACCUGCAAGGAAUGCCAAAUCUUGAACAUGAUGCUUAGGAAGUUCAGUUUUCCUUCCGUAGCUCUGCAUUCCAUGAUGAAACAGCGGCAGCGAUUUGCAGCGUUAGCAAAGUUCAAGUCCAGCAUCUUUAAGAUUCUUAUUGCUACCGAUCUCGCUGCCAGAGGCUUGGACAUUCCCACGGUGCAAGUUGUCAUUAACCACAACACUCCAGGCCUGCCGAAAAUCUACAUCCACCGCGUCGGCCGGACGGCCCGUGCAGGUCGGAACGGAAUGGCCAUUACGAUGGUGACGCAGUAUGACAUCCAUCUCGUCCAUGCUAUCGAGGAGGAAAUCAAAAUGAAGCUGCAGGAGUUCUCCGUGGAGGAGCGGUUUGUGCUUGACAUCCUUACCCACGUGAACGUCACCAGGAGGGAGUGUGAAAUUGAACUGGAGUGCAUGGAUUUUGACGAGAAGAAAGAAAUAAAUAAGCGGAAACAAAUGAUCCUUGAAGGGAAGGAUCCGGAUCUGGAGGCAAAAAGGAAGGCGGAGCUGGCCAAGAUCAAGCAGAAAAACAAGAAAUUCCGUGAGAAGGUCCAGCAGACGCUGCAGGAGCAAAAGCAGCUGCGGGUGAAGAGGAAACUGCAGAAGAAGAUGGAGCGGAAGAACAGACUGCAAGCUAAGGAGGAGAAAUAACAUCCUUUGGCCUGAUGCGUUCCCGUUCCUGGGGAGCGUGGGAGCCCUGCUGGCUGGCUCAGACUGCCCUAACGUUGCUGCUCCUUUGAGAAUUCUGGGAUCUAAGAGUAUUUAAUAUGGACAAUUCUGACCCAAAAUCAGUGUUGGGGAGUAUGGGGAAGGUGGGUGAGGGGAGAAGGGACACUUUGAUAAACCAUCCCCGUUACCAGGGCCUUUCCUGACAGGCUGGCUGUGUCUCCUGAAGAAUGUCUUUCAAGAGCGUGCUUCCUUCCUCCAGCAAAGGAGAGGCCAGACCUGAAUUCUUGGUGACGCGAAGGGAAAUAAAAAUCCUCUCUCUCUCCCCUUCAUUCAGUCCCUGCUCUUUCCCUUUCAAGGGCUGCUGCUUGCCACUCACACUUGUUUAUAUCAACAGAUUCUCCCCGGAGCCAGAGUCUAAAAAUAAUGUGACGGGAUGAAUUCAGCCCCGGCGUGUGCCAUAGUCCAGGGUUUUCUGAGAGGAAAAUUCCUGGAACACAUGGGGAGGUUGUACUGCGGUCCUGGGACUACCUUGUGAUAAUUCUGCUUUGUCUGUUUAGUGGCACUCUUCCCUCUGAUUUUCUGCCUCAGCUCCAACUACUUGGAGCUUAACCAUGGGGAUAGCAAAGUCUUGGGCUUCUCUCAGUGACCUGGCCUGCUGGGGACUCCUGUUUUUGCAGACGAUCAGUUCAAAGCUCUGUUCGGGUUUCAUCCUCGGUGCCUUCUUUAAUAUUCAGAGCUUCCUCUGCCUUGGGACUGAAGAGCUGUUAUUUCUGUCCCCUGGCUUACGAAAAUAGUUUCUAUGGUCAGCACCCAAAUAAAUACUUUUGCAACAA
This is a messenger RNA of Oxyura jamaicensis (ruddy duck), 2175 nucleotides long. It is a transcript of the gene DDX49, whose product is annotated as DEAD-box helicase 49. The transcript is spliced from 12 exons. The record is from RefSeq and is a predicted model, not a curated record. The coding region runs from base 41 to 1324 and encodes 427 amino acids. Gene Ontology annotation, molecular function: RNA helicase activity; ATP binding; nucleic acid binding. NCBI's taxonomy places the organism in Eukaryota, Metazoa, Chordata, Aves, Anseriformes, Anatidae.